GUUCAAAUUGUCCUCGUCCGACCGUUCCAAAAAGCCGUUGUGUCUUACCAACAAACCCCAGGUUUCCCCUCCGCAGAGCAGUGUCGAAUCCCGUUCCUCUCGAUCGCCGCCCCCUCUUAACCCCAACAAGCCACUGCCUUCCCCGCCUCCCGGCGACAGCGAGCAGCAAGCCAAUGGCCCGACACCCAAGCCAGUCUUGAAGCUGACCAAGAUCAUGGCUACCCUCAGCGACGACGAUGUCGAGAAGCUCUUCUCCGGAGCCCCCCAGUAUUUUGCUCGCUCCGAGGGCCAUUACACCGGUGCCCCACACCCCUCCGUCGCCUUUCCCUGGGAUGAGUCUCUGGAGAUCCGCGACUUGAAUGAUCAUGUCCAGAUCGAAGACGCAGCCUGGAGCUGCAUCACUGCCUGGCCUCACAUUACGAGGGACAUGAACUCCAAUCCCGCCGCCAUCAGAUGCGCCAAGGAGAGAAAGCGAGCCCACUUUAACCCGCGAUGUCGAGAACGGCCUAACAUGCUGAGUAUGCAAGGGCUGGAGAAGGGCACCAUGGGGUACCAGGCUGCUCUCGAGAUGCCCGUUGGCGAUGCGCUCCAAGAAGAGCAGUUCGGCUUCGACAGCCUCGGAUCCAAGGCCAACGCCAUCGUCGAGCAGCGCCAGAGGAUGCUGGCCUCCAAAGAUGGUCUACGCCGCCUUGAGGAGACGGCCAUCUUGGAUCAGCUCAUCAAGAACGCCGACAGGUACAAGGAGAACAAGGUCCACAGGAACAUCCACAACACCUUGUAUAACGAAUUGUUCCUGGGCAUCCUGCAUCCCCCAACCCGGGUCAUUGACCACCACGACCCAUAUAGUCUUUCUGUCCAGAUCCAGGCCCUUGUUAAGGUUCUUGCCGCGCCCAAUGUCUGGGUCGACUUCUCCCAUGUCGAAUGGAGGAUUCGCUUGGGCCAGAUCCUGUGGGGCUCUUUCGAGGGCGACGAGCUCGAAACUGAGGUCGACAUCGAGGAUGCCGAGACCAACGAUGAGCGUAAGGAGGAAAGGUACUGGCUGCUGCUCCAGAUCCUCCUCGCAUGCGAGCUUCUCAUCAGACUCGAUGCCAUCACCGAGGGUGAAGAGCUUGGAAUCGAGAGCAUCAGACCAGCCGAGAUCAAGCGAUUUGAGAAAGACGCGAAUGCGACGGUUAAGUGGUCGUUGCACCUUGCGCGCGCUUGGCUCGAAAACAUUGAAAUAAUCGAGAGAAAAGUCGAUCCAACGAACACCCACAAACGCAACUCGAGUGGAUGGCUCGCAUCCUUGACAGGGAAGAUGAGCCUGCAUCCCAACAGCAGCCACGCCCACCCGCACGAUGGUAUCUCCGUGUACACCAUCCAGGGACGGUAUUGCGAACGUCAGGUCAACGGUCUUACCAACUUCGCGAGAAAAUUGCGUUGGCCUGAUAUCGAAUCGGACUCGUACGCCGAGCAGAUCUCGGACACGGUCAACAAGGUGUCCGAAGCGACGCCGAUUCACACGCCUGCGGAGACGCCAAUGAGUAUUGACACGAAGAGGUCGUCCUACUUCGGCGGCGGCAGGACCGAAGCGAAGGUCACUCGUCACCCGUCCGGAAAGCACAAGAUUUCAGCAGCCCUGCACCCUUCGGGUUGGCUGUCAAAGUCUUACGUGUCAGGCUUGAUGCUACCCGGCGAAGGGCUGUAUCACUUGAUCAUGUCCACUCUCCUGGAGAACGACAAGGAAGCGAUGGCUAAACUGGGCCCAAUGGCCAACCUCUGCGGUGGUUUUGUAUACCGCGGAAAGAGUUUCUGGAGCACAACGUGCAUUGUUGGCCGUGUUCUGGCCGCUGGUCAGGGUUCCGCGCAGUGCAUGGGAUGGAUCUCGAGCGACAUCACCCCCCAAGGCCAUGGGGACGGCUGGCUCAACAUCGAUGUUGCCGAAGUAUCAGAGGACAUGAAGAGGACUGGCAAGCAGGCCAGGCUCUGGGGAAAGACGCAUGUCGAGCGCGAGUCGUGUGUCUUAGGCGACGCGGACCCCAGCUCGGUGUUGCCCGCUGACUUUAUCAUCCCUUACGAAAACAACUAUUCCGAGCCGCCUCCUAGCCUGAGCAUCUCAUUGCUGUCGCUCAACCUUUCCAAGCCCAUAGAUUCGGCCCAAUCUACUCCGACGGAGGAGACAGUGAUGACCCCGUUCUCUGACGCGACUAGAGACCCUGAGCUCUACACAUACCCGUCGUCCAUCUCGUUUUCUGUUGGUCCCCUUGGAGGCGAGGCAAAGGAAUACAGCUUCGCGCUGACCAAAGAUAUCCACUUCGUCACGGCUCAUCCAUGCCAUCCCUCGUCUCGUGUUAGGGUCUUGAGGUCGCCUUCCAGCCCUACCAUUCAGCAAAUUGAUGUAGACGGUAGCGGCAUCGGCGGUCAGAGCUCCAAGCCAGCCACCGUCACGGGACACCCCCUGCACAAGCUGUUCACGUAUACCGUCGUUCACCUUUCAGAGCUGCUCGAGAAGCCUGACGCCUCGCUGAACGAUCUCCUCCUCAACACGUCCUCUGUCCGACGGCCCUCUCUCACCCCCGUCAUGAACACCACACCCCGCGUUCUGGUGAUUGACUGCAUAACCGGCUUCAAACGUCAACCGCCGACGCAGGAGACACCCACGUCUCCUGUUCUUGAGCGUACCGCCAACGGUGCCAAUCUCGCCACGGCGAACAUGCACCUCGAGUCUCGGCGUCGCCAGUUUGGCAGUGACAUGGAGAUUCUAGUCCGAGCCUUUUGUGCGGAGAAGGGCUGGAAUGCCAUCAUCUCGAGGCGCAGGCGGGGGUGCCUCGCCUGCGCCAUCAGGGAGGCCGGCGCUCUGGCUUGGAAAGUCAUCAUUCGCGUUGACUAAAGUCGCAACACUCCACUCCACUUGACUUUCCUUUUUGUUCUCUCCUUUUCUUAUUUUCGGUUUUGCUUGUGUACAUUUUAAGGCAACGGAAGUCUGGGUGCCAAGGAUCCGGGAAGAAACUCACGGGAUAUACACGUCCACGUACACAGAGAGACAUACAUAGCGUUGAUUUCUGCAGAAUGACUAGGAGACGAAAGGUGGACAUGGGUGUCUGCUGCAUUUUUCUGUUCUGAGCUGUAGUGCGAGAUACCCCCCCUGAUGUAAUACGCUGUAAUGAUCAAUAUUCCUCCUCGGAUCGUCGUUUCCGUCCGUGCAACAUGAAAUACAAACUCCCACGUAGUAACUAACUGCAGAAGCCAUUACACUGUCAAAUGGUCUAACGGCUGUGCCUCAAGUGGUACCGCAUACCUAGAUUUGAAUCAAUCUCAAAAAGUGACAGGGUUCAGUUCACAAAACUGGCUAGAAAAUAUGAUCAUGCAUCUCGCUCGGUGCAACAAUGAAGACGGCUCGGCACCAGCUCCAGACCGAGCCUCCACAGAAACGAAAGAUCUCUGGGCUCUUUUCAGCCUUUAACGGAUAUCGUACCAAAAGAUGCCACCCUCUCGGUUCAAAUCGUCGGCUCGUGGCAAGUCAGUCCGGUCAGCAUGCCGCAGGCCAAAAACCAAGUUGCCUCCCAACGACAAUCUC
Colletotrichum destructivum is the source of this 3556-nucleotide messenger RNA. RefSeq lists its product as uncharacterized. NCBI's taxonomy places the organism in Eukaryota, Fungi, Ascomycota, Sordariomycetes, Glomerellales, Glomerellaceae. Bases 215 to 2869 code for a protein of 884 amino acids. The transcript is spliced from 3 exons. The record is from RefSeq and is a predicted model, not a curated record.